Arachis ipaensis is the source of this 2266-nucleotide messenger RNA. RefSeq names its product U-box domain-containing protein 35. Gene Ontology annotation, biological process: protein phosphorylation. Gene Ontology annotation, molecular function: ATP binding; protein kinase activity. The record is from RefSeq and is a predicted model, not a curated record. Lineage: Eukaryota; Viridiplantae; Streptophyta; Magnoliopsida; Fabales; Fabaceae.
AUUGAUCAUCUCCUCAACAAAGGUGCUACUGUGAUUCUCAUCCAUGUCAAGAUUAACUCUAAUUCCGCGCCUUCUUUCACCCCAAGAUCAUUCACCGGAUUCAUCACCGGUAAAGAAUCUAUUGGCAGAGAACCUGAUGCCCAAAACAAAAGCAUUUUCCUCCCAUAUCGCGUCUUCUGCACACGGAAAGAUAUACAAUGCAAGGACGUCCUAAUAGAAGAUGUAGACGUUGCCAAAGCGAUAGUCGAAUAUGCCACUCAAGCAGGAAUUGAGCAUUUGGUUCUUGGAUCUUCAUCCAAAACCGGUUUGCUCAAAAGAUUCAAGGUAUCCGAUAUCCCAGGAUCAGUAACGAAAGGUGCACCAGAUUUCUGUACAGUCUAUGUUGUUUCCAAAGGGAAGAUUCAAUCGAUGCGAUCUGCUUCCCGUCCUGCUCCACCAUCUGUUGUUCAGCUUAGUUCAGAACAAACAAACUUACAAGUGCAGAUGCCUCCAGGUUGGAGAGAGCAUGAAAGGUUCUCUUAUGAGGGAACGCCACAUAGAUCGCAGGAGGGAACAACAGAAUUCCGGUCUCCAUUCACUAGGAAAGGAUAUCAUGAUAGGUACACGGAACAUUCUGCACCGGAUCUUGACAUAUCCUUUGUAAGUAAUGGUAGGCCAAGCUCAGAACGGAUGGUCCCCUCGUUUUAUACUGCAGAAACAACAACGUCCUACUCCAACCCUCGGUUUUCAUAUUCCUCAGAACCAGAUANNCCAUCUAUCAUCUCGUUCGAGAAUGUUUCCCCUUCUACAUCUGCAGCUGUGGAUGAUAUAGAGGCUGAAAUGAGAAGACUGAGGUUGGAGCUCAAGCAAACAAUGGAAAUGUACAACACAGCGUGUAAAGAAGCACUAACAGCACAACAGAAGGCGGUAGAACUUCAGCGUUGGAAACUGGAAGAAGAGAAGAAAUUGGAAGAGGCAAGGCUUGCAGAGGAAGCCGCGUUGGCGAUAGCAGAAAACGAGAAGGCAAGAUCUAGAGCAGCCCUUGAGGCUGCUGAAGCACAAAAGAGGAUAGCAGAGUUGGAAGCACAGAAGAGACUAAAUGCAGAAAUGAAAGCAAUUAAAGAAGCAGAAGAGAAGAAAAAAGCAAUUGAUGCUUUAUCACACUUAGAUAUUAGGUACAGGAAGUAUUCGAUUGAGGAGAUCGAAGCUGCAACAGAGUUUUUCAAGGAGUCACUCAAGAUUGGAGAAGGUGGUUAUGGUCCAGUUUAUAAGUGCUGUUUGGAUCACACGCCGGUAGCAGUGAAAGUUCUACGUCCUGAUGCUGCGCAAGGAAGAGCACAAUUUCAAAGAGAGGUUGAGAUACUAAGCUGCAUACGGCAUCCAAACAUGGUUCUUCUCUUAGGGGCCUGUCCGGAAUAUGGUUGCCUUGUGUACGAGUACUUGUCUCAGGGAAGCUUGGAAGAUCGCCUCUUUCGUCGUGGCAACACUCCCUCACUUUCUUGGCAGAUCAGGUUCAAAAUUGCUGCUGAGAUUGGCACUGGCUUGUUAUUUCUUCACCAGACAAAGCCGGAGCCUUUAGUCCACAGGGACUUGAAACCGGCGAACAUCUUACUCAACAGCAACUUUGGGGCCAAGAUCAGUGAUGUUGGUUUGGCUAGGCUAGUCCCUCCAUCUGUGGCCGACAGCGUGACACAAUAUCACAUGACAUCUGCGGCCGGAACCUUCUGCUACAUCGACCCUGAGUACCAGCAGACAGGAAUGCUUGGGGUGAAAUCAGACAUAUACUCCCUUGGAGUCAUUUUUUUGCAGAUUUUGACAGCAAGACCACCAAUGGGUUUGGCGCAUAGCGUCGAAAGAUCCAUUGAGAAGGGGACUUUUGAGCAGAUGCUUGAUCCAACGGUGCCUGACUGGCCAAUAGAGGAGGCCAUGAGCUUUGCAAAGUUGGCAAUCCGGUGCGCCGAGCUACGAAGGAAAGACAGGCCUGACCUGGCCAAGGAAAUCUUGCCAGAAUUGAACAGGCUAAGAGACUUAGCUUAUAAAGACAAUCCAUUUUUUGCGGUUGGUAACUCUCUCGACGCACCGUCGGAGGGCCAAGUUUCUCUGAAUAUGGAUUCAGGUCCCUCUAGUUAACACAUUAACUGGUGUUUGAACAAGAAAAUUGAAAAUUCCUUCGUUGAUUUGUACAUUAUUUAGGUGAAUGUAUGUAAUAGCUUGAUUCUUCAUUUUUAAAAUAUGCAUCAAAAUGAUUGGUGAAAUGAGCAAACGUAAGAUUUGAUUUAUAUAUUAA